Messenger RNA from Fusarium oxysporum Fo47, 1334 nucleotides. Its product is annotated as bZIP transcription factor. Lineage: Eukaryota; Fungi; Ascomycota; Sordariomycetes; Hypocreales; Nectriaceae. Gene Ontology annotation, biological process: regulation of DNA-templated transcription. Gene Ontology annotation, molecular function: DNA-binding transcription factor activity. The transcript has 2 exons. The record is from RefSeq and is a predicted model, not a curated record. The coding region runs from base 81 to 1151 and encodes 356 amino acids.
CGUCACUCGAGGUGAUCAACUCUUUCAAUAGUAUUUUGCAAUCAACAGUUUCGUACGACAUAUUUUCAAAUCAGAAAAAAAUGGGACGAGAACGUCCCGGCGCCUCUCAGCGCUCAACGAAUGUCAGUCCAUCUAGUCAAAAGGAGCCUUCAGCCAUCAAGAAGAAGGUCAUCCGCCGUGAUCCCGAGAAGAGGCGCCUACAGAAUCGCUUAGCUCAGCAGACAUACAGGGAAAAGCAGCGGAAGCGCAUACAGGAGCUAGAGCGCCGAGCAGCCGAGCAGGGAGCUGCGUUACAGGAAAACAGUGACAGGUCCCUCAUUCACGGGGAGAAACCCGCAGGAGGGCUUACUUCAGCACCUGUCAGUGAAACUCUCAUAGACGCUGAAACUAUCAAUCCUUCAGACCCCCAUCCUGAUCCUGGAAACUCGAUAUCACAGUCGACGACGGAUAUAGGGACGUGGGGUGCCAGCCUCAUCUUCGAAGACUUUGACCAAUGGAUUUCUGAAAACCCCAUAUACGAUGAGUACACAGCACCAGUGCUGUUCUUCAACUGUGGUUGUCCUACACUUCACAUUCCCAACCAUUCCAGAGAAGUCCUUCUCCCUGUUAUCCCAGAUCCAUACAAAAACAAUCUCCAGAUCGACAUCAUAUGCAUUAUCAGCGCUAUGCUCGAGAAUUGUCUCUCACUUGGGAUAACAAGAUCGAUGUACUGUUCUGACGAUGCCAUUUCACCCUUCUACAGGGCACACGCGGAUUCGGAUCCUAAUCCUGAAGCUAUCAUCACAUCUGUCCAGCGUGGAUCCCGCACCCUGCAUUUCGAUCUCCGCCCUACACGAAAGCAGGUUGUUGUUAAUCACCAUCCGUUUAUCGAUGUGAUCCCCUUCAAGGAUAUCAGGGACAACAUCAUCGAGAAGAUGAAUGACAUGGAUGAGGAUGAGUUCUUCCAUGAUUCACUUAAUCACUUGACUUGUUGGGGAGGCAUUGCAGGCGCACAUACUGGAACCCCCUGGGACUCAAGAAGUUGGGAGGCAACGGAAGAGUUCAUACUCAAGUGGUCGGACAUUGUAGGGGGUGACGAAGGCGAAUUGGCGAGGAACUCACGGUGGUGGAGAUCACAUCGCGGCGAACCGAUAGUGACUGAAAUAUUCUAACCUCGACGUGAGAUUUCAAAAAGCGUACCAAGGUUUCUGUAGAUGUUGGUUUCGAAUCUACGUUCAAUGUAUUUGACUGUCUAUACAGAUAUGCACAUCGUCGUUCAAUAUGCUCGAUGCGCUGAAAUGCACACCACUAUCAUGGCAUAAGGACUGCCAUGAAAAAGAGAACGCCGUGAUCUA